Molecule: messenger RNA, 835 nt
Organism: Cucurbita maxima (winter squash)
Lineage: Eukaryota; Viridiplantae; Streptophyta; Magnoliopsida; Cucurbitales; Cucurbitaceae
Product: acanthoscurrin-1-like
Exons: 2
Coding region: 90-656 (188 amino acids)
Source: RefSeq, a predicted model, not a curated record
UUUUUCAUGUUCAUUAUAUUGCUUUCUUAUAUAUAUGAAGUGUUAUUCUUUCUUCCAGGCGUUCUGUUGCAUUUAGUUGGCCAAUAGACAUGACGAGAAACAAUUUGGUUUCACGGGGCCUCCUCCUUUUCUGUCUUGUCCUCUCCACUAAUGUUCUUGACGCUGCAAAUGCAAGAAAAUUGAAGCUUGCGAGUAGCAUGAGUGCUCAUGAAAUGGGAAAUGGCCUUCCAGAGGACACAAACAUUAAAAAGGAAGUGAACCUUUUAGAGCUCACGGUUGGAGGUUAUGGGGGAGUAUCACCUGGUGGUGGCUCUGGCACCGGGAUGAACGGAGGCUUCGGCUCAGGUUACGGUGGUUCUGGAUCCGGUGGGGCUGGAGGUGGUGGAUUCGGUUCGGGCAUUGGUUAUGGGUCGGGUGGUGGGUUUGGACCUGGAAUUGGGUAUGGCUCAGGUUCAGGCGGCUCAGGUGGCAUCGGAGAUGGUGGAAUAGGCGGCUCAGGUGGCAUUGGAGGCGGUGGAGGUGGUGGAAUAGGCGGCUCAGGUGGCAUUGGAGGCGGUGGGUUAGGCGGUUCAGGUGGCGGUGGCGGCGGAGUUGGCGGUUCAGGAGGCAUGGGUGGUGGUGAUGGUGGUUAUGGAGGCAACAUGAAUAAUCCUUGAUCCAUGAGUGAGAGCGAGCGUUCGCGGGCAACGGCAACUCUGUAUGGUGCUUAAUUAAUUGCUAAGAUGAUUAAAGGGACAAGUUUCUUAAUUAGGGACCCAAAUAAAUACAAUACUUGUUUCUCUUAUAUUUUCAUAACAAUGCAAAAGAUAAAAAAAAACAACACUAUCCUCCUUAU